Molecule: messenger RNA, 864 nt
Organism: Odontomachus brunneus
Lineage: Eukaryota; Metazoa; Arthropoda; Insecta; Hymenoptera; Formicidae
Product: tektin-3-like
Exons: 5
Coding region: 1-864 (287 amino acids)
Biological process (GO): cilium assembly; cilium movement involved in cell motility
Cellular component (GO): microtubule cytoskeleton; nucleus
Source: RefSeq, a predicted model, not a curated record
AUGAGUAUUUCUUCAGGGACAGAAUUAGUGCACGAUGAUUCGGAGAAAUGUUUACUACGAGAAGUGGAAAAUCUGCGGACAAACCAAAAGAAGCUGGAAGCCUGUUUGGAUAGAUGUAAAGAUCAGUUACGAAAUUGCAGAGCCUCGCAAAAUCAAUUAGAGUUGGACCUAAAGAACAAGGAGAGUGCCUUAGGGAUAGACACUGUUUGUCAUCACUUGCAUAAUCAGAGUCACGGAUUGCAAUAUUAUUCGGGAAUUGAGAAAUACGAUCCAUGUGUUUCAGAGCAAGAAACCUGGGCAGAUGCGGCGAAUAAGAUAGUCCAAAGAUCUCAAACGGAACGCAACAAGUCAUGUCAAUUACGCACCACUGCCGAAAGUCUCGUCAAUAAAGUUUCUCAAGAAAUGUGGAACACGUGGAGUACUACUAAUAAUGCUUUAACGCACAGAUCUUCCGAAUUACUUGAAGCUAAGAGCAAGCUUCAACAGCAUUUACAAAAGGUACAACAAGAGAUAUAUGAUGUGGAAAAGAACUUGGAAUUAAUGCGUAAAGCUAUCGCUGACAAAAGUUACGCGACUAAAGUCGCACACACGAGGUUGGAAGCGAGGAUGCAUCGGCCUGAUAUGGAGUUAUGUCGCGAUUAUGCUUACGUGAGCCUUCAGAAAGAGAUUGACGAGAUAAAUUAUCAACUUGAACGAAUGCAUAAGACGCUGAAAGAACUUGAAAAUCAACAUCAGAAAUUGUUAAGGACACGAACCAUGUUGGAGCACGAUCUCGCGCUUAAAAUCGAUGCGAUAUAUAUCGACAGAGAAAAAGUCUGCGGUCUUAGACGCGCGUAUCCUGUUAAUGCACUGUUUAGAUUUUAA